AUGGAUGAUACGUUUAGUAAUCUACCAGAAGCUCUCCUCAUUCUCAUCAUAUCUUUCUUGCCAUUGAAAGAUGCAGUGAUGACAAGCGUGUUGUCCAAACGGUGGCUCAAUCUAUGGACUAAUACCAUGGCCAUUGAUCUCAACGAGGAUCAAUUCCUUGAGAUCCAAAGGCAGCGCAGGCUUUUGGGUUCCGGCCGCAAGUCCUGGGCAUUGCAUAUCAAGAACCAGGGGCGAAGACGGUUCGCUGAGUUCAUUUGCCAAAUGCUCCCUUGUUUUGAGGGACCCAAGAUCUCCAAGUUUUCCCUCCGCUUCAGUUACCAGACUGAGUAUCAUUACUGUAUGGAGGAGUGGAUCCAGUUUUCAAUCUCAAAAAAGGUUGAAGAAAUUCACCUAGACUUGUCCGACGGCGAUCUACCACCUAAUACAACGGCAUUCUUUGAAUCCCUCUUUUGUUUGCCGGAUUUUCUCUAUGCGUACAAAUCGCUAUGUGUGCUGAAUUUGGACUCAUGCAAAUUCUCACCCUCCAAUUUCCAGUGUUUCAUGACACUUAGGAGCUUGUCCCUAAGGCGGAUCAAGUUACCUCAAGAGGUAAUUGAGGAUGUAAUCGCUAAUUCUCCAUUUCUGAUCAACCUAAGUCUUAUUGAGUGUUUCGAUUUGUACUACUUGAGUGUAUCUGGUGUCCGAUUACCGCUCAAGAAGUUGAUCGUAAGGGACUGCAUGCCAUUGUCCCUUGGGAUCGAAAUCUACGCUCCGGAACUCCAAUCUUUCGAGUACUUUGGGAGCAUGGUGACCUUCUACUUAGAAAACUUGGUGAGUUUAAGCAAUGUCAUACUUGAUUUUGGACUCGAAAGCAAGUUCUAUUACUAUGGAGUGGAGCUUAGCGACCUUCUUCAUGAGUUCAAUCAUGCAAAGGGCUUGACUGUCUGUAGUUACCUUAUCCAGAUGUUAGUUCAAGAUGUGAUCUGA
Magnolia sinica is the source of this 966-nucleotide messenger RNA. Its product is annotated as putative F-box/LRR-repeat protein At1g56400. The transcript has 2 exons. NCBI's taxonomy places the organism in Eukaryota, Viridiplantae, Streptophyta, Magnoliopsida, Magnoliales, Magnoliaceae. The coding region runs from base 1 to 966 and encodes 321 amino acids. Gene Ontology annotation, molecular function: protein binding. The record is from RefSeq and is a predicted model, not a curated record.